AUGGCCAAGGCCUCUGUUGAGGGGAGCGAAUGGCGCCCCACGAGCGCGGAAGCAGAAAUCCAGCGUAUCCUAUCCGAGAACAACAAUUACUAUCUGGUCCUGCACGUAAGACCCAGUGCAGAUGUCAAUGAAAUAAAAAGAAAUUAUAAGAGGCUCUCGCUACUUUUGCACCCGGACCGCUGUAACUUACCGCGCGCCAAGGAGGCGUUCCAGGAGGUCAAUAUUGCGCAUACAACGCUUACUAAUCCUGUGAAGCGGAAGAUGUACGACUUGUACCUGGGCGAUCGCCUACAGGGCACGGGGGCGACGGAGAGUUACACUGAGUGGGAGGCACGUAUGGCCCAAGGGCCGGCUGUUCGGAUACCUGGUUGGCUUCUCUUCAUUUUGCGCCUCCCAGUAGUUGGUCUGGUCGUCGCUAUCCUGCUUGUGGUGCUUCUAGUUCCGCUGUUGUUGGUAUUGCUUAUUCUUAUGUUUAUUCUCGCGAUCGUGUGCUUCCCAUGCGGUCUCUUGAGCAUGUCACGAAGACCUCAGAACUCCGACAAUGCUGAUGAAGGCGAAACGGUGAACAACCAGGUCUAG
This is a messenger RNA of Cyanidioschyzon merolae strain 10D, 579 nucleotides long. RefSeq names its product similar to chaperone DnaJ. The record is from RefSeq and is a predicted model, not a curated record. Lineage: Eukaryota; Rhodophyta; Bangiophyceae; Cyanidiales; Cyanidiaceae. The coding region runs from base 1 to 579 and encodes 192 amino acids. Gene Ontology annotation, cellular component: endoplasmic reticulum membrane. Gene Ontology annotation, molecular function: Hsp70 protein binding. The transcript has a single exon. Gene Ontology annotation, biological process: cellular response to misfolded protein.